Messenger RNA from Suillus plorans, 606 nucleotides. RefSeq lists its product as uncharacterized. The record is from RefSeq and is a predicted model, not a curated record. Lineage: Eukaryota; Fungi; Basidiomycota; Agaricomycetes; Boletales; Suillaceae. The coding region runs from base 1 to 606 and encodes 201 amino acids. The transcript has 6 exons.
AUGACAGGCCUUGUGCGCAGGAAGUUUGCGAAUUCUGCAAAAUUCAUGGGGGUAAAUGCUAAGGGACUUACUGGGCCACUCAAGGCUGCGGCUCAACCACUGAAAGCGCUUUUUGGAGGUAUGGCGAGCAUGCCUGUGAAGCUUGAGCAGGACUUUGAUGGGCUGAUCGCCAGUUCAAGCAGGGUCACUUUUGUAGGUCAGAAAGAGGCUAGACAAAAUCGUGCAUAUCGGUAUAUCUAUCAAACAUUAGUAGGCCCAGCAAACGAAGCGACAGUGCGUGUUUAUCUGGAUAUUCAUCAGUUGGGUCAUCCUGGUGUUUUUUCCAAGGAAUCAUGUGUUGUUUUGCUUAUUCUCGAGCCAUCGCAAUCCCAUGGCGAUGGACUCUGUGCGCCUCUGCAAGUCACACCAGAUCUCAAGAUUCAGGGAGGGUAUAAAGGCUUGGGUGGUGUAGGCCUAUUUCUUGGUGCGGUAGUAGCAAUCAAAGGGUGCAAUGGUGGCAGAGGUUAUUUCAUUGCAUCUGAGAUUCUAGCUAUACCCCCAAUGCCAGCAUCUCCUGCUACACCGAGUAACAUGGCAGCAAGUUUUGACAUUGGAGAACUCUUAUGA